Molecule: messenger RNA, 1302 nt
Organism: Cylindrotheca closterium
Lineage: Eukaryota; Bacillariophyta; Bacillariophyceae; Bacillariales; Bacillariaceae
Source: the annotation of a GenBank genome assembly
AUGAUUUCUCCCGUUCCCCUGGUCCUCUUCGUGAUCUCCUACCUUAUUUUCUGUGCCAUCGUGCUUCGAUAUUGUUUCUUUGCCGAUCCAGAAUCAUCAGAAAUGGCCUAUUUUGUUCAAAUUGUGCUACCGACAAAGCUAUGGAACCGAUCGCACAAACUGUUUGGGGACAGCAUCAUGAAAGUCAUGCACAAAAUAAGUGAGCUUUUCAUGGUGUUUGUCUACUUGUUUGUGGUCCUUGGGUGCUGGUGCAUCGUAUUCUUUCAUGUGUACCCAUUUAUUGAUGAGUCCAACAGCGUCUCUAAUAUCCACAAGUACAUUGGGUACUGUGUAUUUGUGGCCUGUUUCGGAAGUUGGAUAGUGACACACAAGUCGACCCCUGGUUUCAUCACACCCAAGACAUUCAAGCGAUAUGAUCAUUAUGCCUACGAUCCUCUGCUGUUCCCACCAGGAAGGCGGUGUCAGUCGACAAACAUUAUCAAGAUUCCCAGAAGCAAGUUUGAUCGAAUCAAAUACAAGGCAAACAUUCCACGAUACGACCAUUUCUGCGGAUGGGUAUACAACACAAUUGGUGAAGAGAACUACCGCUGGUUUCUAUUAUUUCUUGCGGUCCAUGUCGUUAUGUGUGUAUAUGGAAGUGUAGUCUGCUUUUUGCUGUUCCGGGGAGAAAUUCGAGAGAAGCAGCUACUGGAGCUUACUUUCUUUGACCGAGCUACUGGAGAAUCGGUAAAAUCCACUUGGUUCAUUGUGGUGCAAUUCCUGUUUGCACAAGAAACGGCAGUCUGCUCUGUCAUGAUUGUUAUGGCUGUCAUGGCGAUUGCUCUCGGUGGCUUUCUGGGAUAUCACGUCUACAUAACAUCGACGAAUCAAACGACAAAUGAGGACGGCAAGUGGACGGAUGUACAGAGAUGGUACAAGAAGGAAAAGAAAAGGUGGGAUGAAGCUGUGGCAGCUGGUCUCGUCAAACCAGGUGGAACAGAAGAACCACCAAAAGAGAAAAAAGAACCGGUUGUUGGCGAUGGUGAUGUGACUUGCACAGGGGCUUCCACAACCCCUACCGAGCCACAGGAGGAGACAUCACCAGACGAUGAAUACUUUGAUCCCGGUCCUCCUCCAAAGAAUUUACACAACAAAGGGUUCAGGGAAAAUUGGAUGGAGGUACUGUUUCCGAUAUCACUUCGAAAGGACGCACUGAAACAUGGGGGUUACUCGCGACCGCCACCUGGGGCGGCGCGGAAGAAGCAAGGCAAAGAUAUGCCAAGAAAACCUGCACCUCCUCAGCAAAAAAAUAAAGCAACGUAA